Messenger RNA from Haplochromis burtoni (Burton's mouthbrooder), 6097 nucleotides. RefSeq names its product G protein-coupled receptor 158a (gene gpr158a). The transcript has 12 exons. Gene Ontology annotation, cellular component: membrane. The record is from RefSeq and is a predicted model, not a curated record. Bases 817 to 4851 code for a protein of 1344 amino acids. Gene Ontology annotation, molecular function: G protein-coupled receptor activity. Gene Ontology annotation, biological process: G protein-coupled receptor signaling pathway. Lineage: Eukaryota; Metazoa; Chordata; Actinopteri; Cichliformes; Cichlidae.
AAAUCUUAGUCUCCGAAAAUUGAUCUAAAAUUAAGUGCUUGAUUGUGAUAAAUCGGCUGAGGGUGACUUUGUCUGUUUCAGCGUCGGACAGCUCCUUCAGUGCUUCAUCGGUUUCAGCGCCGGACAGCUCCUUCACCGCUCCACCAAACACCGCUUCGAGAUUGACAGAAGAAGCGGCCACACGCGGAUCAAUGGCGCUCCUGGAGCCCCUAUGAGACGACGAAGACGACGGGCUUUGAAAGCGCACGGAUCCUGAUGUUGCUUCUUCGUGGCUUUUAUAGGCCUGCUUAAUGCUUGCUGUGGUCGGAAGAGGGCGGAGUGCGUUUGCCAUCCAAGUGAGAAGCUCCUCGACUCGGUGCCUCCUAAAAAAAGCAUAUAAAUAUAAUAAUAACCGCCCCUUACCCCUCCCUCCUCCUCGUUUUGAUUCAGUCUGUGUAGCCUACACGCAGAAGGAGAACGUCCGCGGCACAGCAAAGCCAACACAGUCUUGUCUACAGUGUGUGAAAGAGAGGGAGAGAGAGAGGUGGGGGGAAACAGCUGCAAGCGGAUACUCAACAUCAACAAGCUGUAUGAGGCAUCUGUGAGGAAGGAGAAGGCAUUUGACGAGGGAAGGGGUUCCUGGCGGGUUUCCCUCUUUUUGUGAUUUCAAGAACAGAGGCGUGGAGCACAGAAGAAUAUCCUACAAGUGGUGAAGCGAUGGUUUAGCGGGGCAAUUUGAUAGGUUCUCUGUGUUUUUUCUACAGCACACUCGCCCGACGACACUGUUAAUUCCGAGCAGCAAUCACCCAAACAUCUGUGGUCGCUCUCUUGCGGGAGAUGGCUGUUUUCCGGCUGUCGCUGCUGCUGCAAGUUGGAUUUGUGAUUGGAUCAAACCAUAAAUACGCGGAAUGGUCAGGGCACGGGGAGGAUAACGGGGCACGGGAGGCGAUUCACGGCGCUCAGACGCACCGCUGGCAGCUGGCGCAUCUCCGUGCGCCUCAUCACGCUGCCGGGGAGACGGCGGAGCUGCCGCAGAAGACAGACGAGCUUCUACCCAGGGUCGUCACGGCUUUUUUACACACCGGGGACUCGACCACCUUAAAGCAUGCCAACUGCUCGCGAAAGUACGAGCUCACCUCUCUGCGGGGAAGGUCACACGCUACCCCGCAUUACUCCAUGAGCAGCGUGCUGGAUACGGUGCUGCACGCCACAAACUUCCUCAACAUGAUCCUGCAAGCCAACAGGUCCAGGGAGCACAACCUCCGGCGAGACAUUGAGUGGUACCACGCGUUAGUCAGGAGUAUACUGGAGGGAGACGCCAAGAUUCACCGGGCGGUUGUUACUUUUAGCGGGGAUUCAUCCUUCCCGGGGCCCUCGGUGCUUCUUCAAGCCACCAGGGCCGGCGGUGAAAUAGUACUCCAAGACCUCUCCAGCAUGGCCCACCGACAUCUGCACAACCGCACGGCAGAGACAGAGUGGUACCACGAAAUAAAAGACAGGAAGAACCCCAAUUUCCAUAAAAGAGCGCUGAGCCAAGAUUUCAGAUCGGUGGACAAUUCAGUGAAAAGAGGAGAGAGUUUUAUUCCGGACAAGACGCACGUCAGAUGGUCUGCGCCCUACUUGGAGUGUGAGAAUGGGAAUUUUGUUCCCCGUUGGCUUUUGACCUUAUCUGCUGCCUUCUAUGGCCUGAAAUCCAACCUGGCUCCUGAAUUCAGGGGAGUGGUUCGAGUGGACAUUAAUCUACAGGAUGUUGAUAUCGACCAGUGCUCCACUGAUGGCUGGUUUGCUGGAACCCAUCGAUGCAACCUGACCACUAUGGAGUGUUUGCCGAUCCGUGGUCACGGAUUUGUCUUGGACAAGUACAAGUGCCACUGCAGGAAAGGUUUCUAUCAUCCCAACAGAAUAGCUGUCAAUGGUUUUACAAGAAUGGGGAGGAAGGGAAAACCUGCAGAUAGCAGUCCCAACACAGAGGAGGGAUCUUCCAGUGACUGCCUGCCUUGCCAGCAGGGUUGUGCCUACUGUAAAGAUGACACCCCCUGUGUGGUACAAGAGGAUGGCGCUCUUCGCAUGGCUGUGGUCUCUUUCCAGUGCCUCUGCAUGCUGAUCGUCUUCAUUAGCAUGGUCCUUAUAUACCACUUUCGUAGGAAUAAGAGUAUCAGAGCAUCAGGUCUUGUCCUGCUGGAGGCCAUCCUGUGCGGGGCUCUGCUUCUCUACUUUCCGGUUGGGAUUCUCUACUUCCAGCCCAGUGUUUUCCGCUGCAUCCUUCUGCGUUGGGUUCGACUGCUGGGUUUCGCUACCGUCUACGGGAUGCUGACUCUUAAGUUGUACAGGGUGCUGAAGGUGUUCCUGUCCCGUACAGCCCAGAGGAUCCCCUAUAUGACCAGCUGGCGAGUGCUACGUCUGCUGGGCAUCAUUCUGCUCAUCGUCUGCUGGUUCCUGGUGGCUUGGACAUCUGCUGUCUGUCAAAACCCGGACAGGAAGUUGGCUCUCAUCGAGGUGGGCUACACGCCCAAUGGGCUGCAGUUCAGCAUGUGCCUCCUGGAUCGCUGGGACUAUAUGAUGGCUGUUGCCGAGUUCCUCUUCCUGCUGUGGGCGGUCUAUCUGUGUUACGCCGUGAGGACUGUGCCGUCGGCCUUCCACGAGCCUCGCUACAUGGCCAUCGCUGUUCACAAUGAGCUUGUGCUGUCAGCUAUAUUCUACAUCAUCAGGUUCACUCUCGCUCCUGAGCUGCAUCCAGACUGGAUGCUGCUCCUGUUCUUCACCCACACUCACCUAACUGUCACUGUCACCCUGGGUCUUCUACUCAUUCCUAAGUUCCUGUUUGCUGGCACCCACAUGAGAGACGAUAUCGCGUCUGAGGCCUAUGAGGACGAGUUGGACAUGGGUCGCUCUGGAUCGUACCUCAACAGCAGCAUAACGUCAGCAUGGAGCGAGCACAGCCUGGACCCUGAGGACAUCAGGACACCAGACGAAAUGGGCCAUCUCAAUUCUAUUAAUGGCUGUGGCAUAAGAUCUUGCGACAGCCUUUGGGAAAAACGUGCCAACGAAGAGCUGAAGAAACUGUACUCCCAGUUGGAGAUUUACAAAAGGAAGAAGAUGCUAGCAAACAACCCUCAUCUCCAGAAAAAGCGAAGCUCUAAGAAAGGGUUAGGUCGCUCGCUGAUGAGGCGCAUCACAGAGAUUCCCGAGUCCGUGCAUCGCCAGUGCAGCCGUGAAGAGAAGGAGGCGGGAGAGCAUGGCAGCAAUCGUAACAGCAUCUCCAUGCUGAAGAAAACCCCCUUGGAUACGACUCACCCAGCAAAACCAGCGAAGGAAGAGACACUGAAGAACAAGGUGUUCUCCCUGAAGAAGUCACACAGUAGCUAUGAUCACGUCCGGGACCAGAAUGAGGACUCCAGCAGCACUGUAAAUGAUAAGAUUGAUGAGAACACAGCUGAAGGGUCCCUCCUGGAUACACUUAUGGGCAAGAAGCUGGUCAAGAAGACAUCCAGUGAGAACAUAAACGCCCCCAGUGAAUCUACAGAAUCAGUUCCCUUGGUAUGCAAGUCAGCAAGCGCCCAUAAUCUCUCUGCAGACAAGAAACCAAUUCAUCCUAGAGCCUCCAUGCUGCAGAAGUCCCUCAGUGUCAUUGCUAGUGCCAAAGAGAAGACUUUGGGCUUGACUGGAAAGACCCAGGGUACAGAGGAAAGCAAUAAGAAGAGUCAGCCAAAGAGCAAAGACACAAAGGCAAAUGUAGAGCCAGAAAAUGAAUGCCAACCCAAGAUGAUUAUCAGCCAGUCAGUCGAGUACAAACAAAGCACCACAAAAGGCAUAAUCAUGAAACAGCCAGUUAGUGGCAGCCAACCGACAAUCUGCUCCGACCCCAUUAAGGGAAAAGACCUCUAUGAUCUCUCAGAAGUAUGCCCCUGGGAGGUGGAAGAUCUCCCAACUCCAUCUGAAAAUAAGGUUCAAAAGCAUGUAUCUAUUGCACCAAAGGAAACCACAACUGUUCAUGGAGGUAGCACAAAAGGAGCCAAGUCUCAGAAGCAGAAAGGUUCUGAUCAUUCUCCAUCCAGUGGCAGGCACCCAAAGGAGAUUCAGAGGUCAUCGGCUAUUCGAGCAGAGGUGUGCCCAUGGGAAGACAGAGGUGAGAGUCAAGCCAGUCAAGCGGAACCAUCGAAGCAAUCGAUGUCUCAGUCUAAAGCCCAGCAGCCUCCAUCUUCAGUUGAAAGCUCCAGAACACAUCGGGCAGAUGUUUGUCCCUGGGACUUCGAAGAGCUGAAAAAACCAACAGAGUCAGCUCACUCACCAGACGUGACAAAGCAGAAAAAGGGAACCUCUCCAAUGGAUGUGAGAGAUCCACCUAAAGGAUCACUCCAGCCACUAAUAUCAAAAGUCGACGUCUGUCCAUGGGAAUUCGACAACAGUGCAGCUGCUCCAAAUUCAGAGAGGAUACCCAGCCCCUCACAAGCACCCAAAACCAAGGAGUCCCCUUCUAAAAAGAAAGGGCCCCCUUUCACAAGAACAGUUGACCAAGAAAAAUCAAAAGACACUGAUGAUGAGAAAAGCAGAACAAAGGUGAAGGACAAGAGUAAAUCUUCAGAGAAACAUGUCGGCCAGCAAAGAAUGGCCGAGGUCUGCCCGUGGGAUGUAGAGAGUCACCAGGAAAUGCUGCUGGUAGAAAAAAGGAAAAGCGCUAAUGUUGGAGCAGCCAAAGAAAAGCAGGCGGAAGUCUGUCCGUGGGAUUUUGAGGAAAAAACGGGUACAGACAAAAGUGCUUCUGCAGUGAAACAGAGCAAACCAACUCCUAAAGGGGGGCCUGUAGGUGCUGCUAAAAAGGCAGAUGUUUGUCCCUGGGACUUUGAGGAUAGUACGUCGAGCAAGAAAGCAUGACACUCAACCUUAAUGGACCACUGAUAUAUUAUAAUUAUUGAUGUAUACUUUUUUUCCACUUUGAAAUCGUUAAAUAUCACCUUUUACUAUUAGUACGGUGACUUGGAAGCAAAGUUGAUCCACAAGUUGCCUUCCUUUCCAAGGUUUUGUUCCUGUUUUAUCUAUUUUGGAAAAAAGUGAAAUCUACAAAAAAAAAAGUCAUGAUGAGCAUUCCAGAUUAUUACAGGAAACUCCUGAAGAGAAAUUGUAGACUAAUUAUGCAACUUUUAAUUCAGUCUUUUCACUUCAUAAGCAAUGUUAAACAUCCAUGUUCACCAUGUCAGCUGUUCUUACAUUUUUUUUGCUAUGAUUAGUUCUUGGACGAGACUGUAGAGACAAAUAUUGAUGUGUAUAAACAAGAAAGUAUAAAAUUAAGGUUGAAUUGCAUAACAGGGAAAGUGAAAGCCAAAGAACAAGUGAACAGUUGCAAAGAGGGAUGCAGGUCUCGAAGCUCUAAAGUUAAUUUAUUAGUUUUUGUCCUUGGCGUAGGAAAGAAAUCAGUCUAUAGCACUUUAGCCAAUUUCACAAAUUAAGAACUGAGGACAGGUUAUGUCCAACUUGUACAUUUUGUCUUCUUAUUUUCAACCACAUGGCAUGAUAUCACACACGAUAUAACACACUGACCAAACUCAGACAUGUUUUGUUUGUUUGUUUGUUUGUUUUUUGUUUAGAUCUAUUUAAUUGUAGUUCUCGGCAGAUUAAAAUGCUUCCAAGUCUGCGGAGAUGUACUGUAUGUGCCUAUCUAACUAGCAUUGUCUUGUAUCAGUCUGAAGAGAAGCGAGUGUCUUCUUCUUCAGCAUUUUGUGAUGGUGAAUUAUAUAAACAGCAUGCACAGCCAGGUAUCGAGAGUAGAUGAAGCCUACCGAUUUGUCUACUAAAACAGUUAAUGUGUUGGCAAAUCUAUAAUGUUGUUUUCAGUUCACUUUUUUGAGACCCUGUUUUAUAGUUUCAAAAGCUAAAGGGUGAUAUUUGAGAGCAGCGUUAACAUGAAUGUGUCAGAUAUGUUCACAUAUGUCAAAAGUAGUGAAGGAAAAGUUAUUUGCACCAGCUUUGUGUAUGAAUCCAGCUUGGAUCUUCGUCUUGCACCAAAUGUGAGUAAGUGUGUGCCUGAGGAUGCAAUAUUUAAAGGACAAAUGAGAUGCAGAAAAAUUUGCAGAAGAUCUGUUCUUGCCUUUGUGUUUACCGUCCUACUGCCUCAACGUAAAAA